AUGGCUGGAUACGGCUAUGAACGAAUGAAACUGAAAGAAUAUCUCGGAAUUGAAUGGAUUGAAAAUGGUUUUGAUGAAACCGGUGAACGCGACAAUACACCGAUCCGACACGCCAAUGAUUUGGAUUGCGCAUUUGACGAUAUAAAAAAAUGUGAAUGGCGUAAUGUUAGGGAAAACGAAGCACUUGAUUCUCUCGACUUCCAUUUAUUUGAAAAAAUUGAUUUUAAGGAAUUCCCUGUGUUGCAAGUCAGACCAGGACCAAGUCGACUCGCACGAGGUGACAAGCUUUUAUUUACUGGGGAUCGAAAACAAGAGGAACAAACUGCUAUUUUGAAAAGCUCACCAAUUCUUUGUCAAAACAACACUGGCAUUCUUACUUUUACGUUUUGGUUAUACAAUGGCGCACGGGUAGAAGUGUUGUUACUUAAACAAAAAAGAGGUCUGCUUGUUAUUUUGCCAGAAAAACCUUUCGUUGACUGCGGUACAGUACUGCUCAAUACCGAAUGCACAACUGAAAUUCCGCCACGUGAUGAGGAAUUCAGCAUUGGGAUCAAGGCAUACAAUAUAGCAAACCGUGAAGUUGAUCUGGGGGAGAAUUUUCGAGGUCGACCGUUCAUUACAUCCUACAAAAGAAAUUUUGUUAAAGCAGCUCAUGAGCUGAACUGCAGUAAUUUCACCUCAAAAUGUCGGUGGCGUACGGUCGGCCAUGCAUUAGAGAUGUGGCAAGUAGCCGAUGAAUCUCCAAGCAAUGAAUUAAUGUUUAAUGCAACGGGUGCUUUGCCGGUACCGGAAGCGCCCUUUCUAUUCAUGUACAUUGAACAGAAUCGUCACGCUCCUUUCAAUGUCUUAGAGUCCGAUCCAAUUGAGUGCCAAACACAGAACACAUCUAAAUUUAACUUCAGAUUCUGGACAACUCGUAAUGUGACUCUGGAAAUUUGUGCUCGAGAUCGUUCGUUAAACGUGGCGGAAUGUCAUUUGGCACCAAUGGCUUUAUCGCCUGCUCUUGUUAGCAUGAAAUUCAACAAGCUGUCGACGUUCUCACUAACAGUUGAAGUGAAAAAUAUCAACAGUGAUUACGACAACUUCAUUGCAAUCGAUGAUAUAAGUUAUGAAGCAACAUUCUGCAGUGAAGCAGUAAAUGCUUGGGAUCUCGGUGGCAAUUUUUAUCCAACACCAAUGCUAAACUGUAUGUGGGCAAAUUAUGAACCAGCGGAGCCGGCGUGGCAGAUUGGUACCACACCACUUGAUAAGCAUAAAUUCAUUUCUCUUACUGGUAGUUCCGAAAUGCCAGAUGGCGAAUUUGCUAUUGUCCGAUUGAAAUCUGAGCAAACAUCAACGCUAAUCACCGAACCUAUUCGAUGCAUUAUCAGUCAAGCCACACUCACAUUUAGAUUCUGGCUUAGUGGUAACACACGUCUAGAUGUUUGCUUGAUUGAAGACAAGGUUUCGGAAGCGAUUGACUGCCAAAAAAUUGUUCUAAAACAGCCCGGACCUGCGUUUAUUGAUUUACCGGAAGCAAAUCAUCCAGUACGGAUUGCUUUGAAAGCUGAAUCAUCUUCUCAAGGGAUGGCACUGAUUGAUGACCUAGUAGUAACGGGUGACAUAUGCCCAUCGGCAAUACGAUAUCACGGCGUACGUCUAUUUGGUUCUGGAUUAGCUCAAAUACCUGACCCAAAUGUUUGCCGACUUCUUUCUUGUAGUUUCAGGGAAGGUCAAACAUGUUUGUAUAAUUCGGGUCGAGUUGCUUUAUCUCAAAGUAAUUUCAAAGCACGAGAUGGAGCUGUUACCGCAUUUUUAUUUAAGAAAGGCAAAGUAGCAGUACUUGAAUCACCAACUUUUCGCCUGAAUGCUGCUGCGAGGAUUCAUUUUUUAUAUAACAGUGAUGCAAAUACAUCUGCGGUAUUUGUAUGCCAUGAUAGCAUCAGCCGAGAGCUGGAUAGCUGUUUCAAAGUUGGAGGAGACAGUGCAGGACAUGGCUGGCAUCAUGAUUUCAUGGAAGUACUACCUAGUGAUACAAAAUUUUAUAUGGUUGCAAAAUUAAUUAAUAAUUCUAGAAGUGCCCAUGUCUCCAUUACAAACAUUACUGUUACUGAUGUUGACAAUAAUAUUGUUUGUUCACUGUAG
Loa loa (African eye worm) is the source of this 2124-nucleotide messenger RNA. RefSeq lists its product as hypothetical. The record is from RefSeq and is a predicted model, not a curated record. Bases 1 to 2124 code for a protein of 707 amino acids. Lineage: Eukaryota; Metazoa; Nematoda; Chromadorea; Rhabditida; Onchocercidae. The transcript is spliced from 15 exons.